This is a messenger RNA of Hyposmocoma kahamanoa, 1199 nucleotides long. RefSeq names its product carboxypeptidase B-like. The transcript is spliced from 6 exons. NCBI's taxonomy places the organism in Eukaryota, Metazoa, Arthropoda, Insecta, Lepidoptera, Cosmopterigidae. Bases 3 to 1088 code for a protein of 361 amino acids. Gene Ontology annotation, molecular function: metallocarboxypeptidase activity; zinc ion binding. The record is from RefSeq and is a predicted model, not a curated record. Gene Ontology annotation, biological process: proteolysis.
GAAUGCAUGAGCAACCUAAUCGAGUGCAAGACUUUAAGGAUACUAUGCUAUUUCAACAAUAUAAUUGCUUUAUGUUUAGAGAAUUGGAACAAUUCGACGAGGAGCUGGCUAGGUAUAGAGCAAGCAGACAAGGCAAAGCUGCCAUACCGUAUGACGAUUUUCCUCGGCAUGCUCAGGUUAACGAGUAUAUUGAAUCGAUUGCACAGAGGUAUCCAGACAUUGUCACUUUAGUCACCGCAGGAAACAGUUAUGACGGACGACCGAUUAAGUAUUUGAAAAUAUCAACAACAAACUUUGAGGACCCUUCGAAACCAAUCUACUUCAUGGACGCAAUGAUCCACGCUCGUGAAUGGGUCACCACUCCAGUCACCCUCUACGCCAUUCACCGCCUAGUUGAGGAUCUGCGAAACGAAGACCGCGAUCUGUUAGAAAACAUUGAUUGGAUCAUAUAUCCGAUGGUGAACCCUGAUGGAUAUGAGUACAGCCAUGACUCUGAGCGUCUUUGGCGUCGUACGCGCUCCACCAAUCCAGUUGAUCCCUCCACGUGCCUCGGCGUGGACGGCAACCGCAACUUCGAUAUCGCCUUCAACACCGUCGGCGUCUCCAGCAACCCAUGCUCUACUACCUACCCUGGAGUCACCCCCUUCUCAGAUGUUGAGACUGUGUACAUCAGGGAUAUUUUACACGCAAAUCUAGACCGGAUUCAAUUAUAUAUGAAUAUUCACAGCCAUGGCAAUUGGAUUCUUUAUGGAUAUGGAUUUAAUGAAACUCUUCCACCGAAUGCAGCGCAGAUCCAUCACGUGGGAGCGACGAUGGGCGCUACCAUCGACGCUCUAAAACUGGAUCUGGCGCCCUUCUACCGCGUUGGCAACAGCGCUUUCUUGCUAUACGCCACAUCGGGGUCUGCGCAGGAUUACGCUCAGUCGAUUGGCGUGCCUUUCUCCUACACCCUGGAGCUGCCUGGCUACGGCUUCCUGUUCGAAGCCCCGCCACAGUUCAUUGGGCAGAUCAACGCCGAGACCUGGGAAGGAAUUGCCGCCUCCGCGAGACUCGCCAGGCUCUAUUACAGAGCUCGGAUCAAUAACUGAUUCAUAUUCUCUAGUCUUACUCCCUGAAAAGUUGCCAUUUUGAUAUUAGGCACUUGUGAAAUUAUACCCAUUAAUUUAAUUAAUGUAAAUAAAGAUUUUGUACACAAAACG